This is a messenger RNA of Dictyostelium purpureum, 321 nucleotides long. RefSeq lists its product as uncharacterized. Lineage: Eukaryota; Evosea; Eumycetozoa; Dictyosteliales; Dictyosteliaceae. The transcript has 3 exons. The coding region runs from base 1 to 321 and encodes 106 amino acids. The record is from RefSeq and is a predicted model, not a curated record.
AUGAAUAAUUAUUAUUUAUACAUCAGAAUUAAACUUAUAAAAACAAAUGUUUAUACAACAUUCAUUUCUAAUAGAAAUGUAUCGACAGAAAUUACAACUUUUCCAUUAUGUUCCUCAUCAUCAUCAGCAUCCUCACCGGCAUUCAUCUUGGUCCUCAUCAUCAUCCUCACCGGCAUUCGUCUUGGUCCUCAGCAUUAUCAUCCUCAGAAUUCAUCUUGGUCCUCAUCAUUAUUAGCAUUCAUCUUGGUCCUCAUCAUCAGCAUCAGCAUUCAUCAUCACCAUUCAUCAGCAGCAGCAGCAUCAUCAACCUUAAAGCUUUAG